Messenger RNA from Suillus paluster, 793 nucleotides. RefSeq names its product ubiquitin-conjugating enzyme/RWD-like protein. Gene Ontology annotation, molecular function: ubiquitin conjugating enzyme activity. Lineage: Eukaryota; Fungi; Basidiomycota; Agaricomycetes; Boletales; Suillaceae. Gene Ontology annotation, cellular component: nucleus. Gene Ontology annotation, biological process: protein polyubiquitination; ubiquitin-dependent protein catabolic process. The transcript has 7 exons. The coding region runs from base 143 to 637 and encodes 164 amino acids. The record is from RefSeq and is a predicted model, not a curated record.
CGGCAUCGGGAGGGUAUCGGCAGGAUCUGUACUAUUGGAUUAGCCUUAUAUUACAUUCAAGUGGUUGUCGAGUGACUCUUCCCCAGUUAUCCAGCUUGUACUCUAGGAAACAUGGCCUCAACAAAGCGUCGUAUCGAGACAGAUGCUUAUGUCGGACUACGAGGUGACUCUCGUAAAUGAUAACAUGCGCGAGUUCUACGUCCGCUUCUAUGGUCCUGGAGAAACACCGUUUGCGGGCGGUAUAUGGAAGAUUCACGUCGAGUUGCAGGCGGAGUAUCCAUACAAGUCGCCAAGCAUAGGAUUUAUGAACAAGAUCUUUCAUCCUAACAUAGAUGAGCUGAGUGGCUCUGUAUGCCUGGAUGUCAUUAACCAGACGUGGUCGCCUAUGUUCGAUAUGAUCAACAUCUUUGAGGUGUUCUUGCCACAACUGCUGCGGUACCCCAAUCCUAAUGAUCCAUUAAACGGCGAAGCUGCCGCGCUGAUGAUGCGACACCCGAAGGAAUACGAGGCCAAGGUGAAGGAGUACGUACAGCGAUUCGCAACCAAGGACAUUGUGGAUGCCUCAACAGACGGCAAUGAAGACGAUGCAGACGAAGAGAUGAGCGACAUCGGCAGCAUUAGUGAGGAUGAAGAGUAAGAGUCUUGAUAUCUCUUCUGCUGGCAUGCCUUUUCUCCCGCACUUUUCAUUACUGGUUCCUUGCACAACACUCAUAUCAUUUCACAUAUCAUAUCCAUUCUGUACUCCACCUGACCUUUCCAUUUCUGUGUUAUCUGCUAUCAUCAUUCAAUUUGC